Molecule: messenger RNA, 658 nt
Organism: Suillus clintonianus
Lineage: Eukaryota; Fungi; Basidiomycota; Agaricomycetes; Boletales; Suillaceae
Exons: 3
Coding region: 1-378 (125 amino acids)
Source: RefSeq, a predicted model, not a curated record
AUGUACAAGACAGCAAGCGGCCUCAUGCAUGGGAAUGCACAUGUAAUAUGGACUGUGGGUGAUCAGAGUGACAAAAAGAGAAAAAUAACACACCAAUGGAGAUGGAUGGACAGGGAUGGACAGGGACCUAAGGCAGGGACGGUAUCCGAUACGGAUUGCGUGUCCGUUAGGUCUCCGGGAGGGGCGGAUGUCGACAGAAGAGGUCGGAUGGAUAUGGAAUAUUCAACAUGUCAUGUGAUGUCUGGAUUUGGUUAUUUUGGUGAUGAUCAAUGGGUUUUCUCUGGGUUAUUCAUGGCAAGGUUGUACAAGCUAUUGGCGAUUGUUACAACAAUGGUCGUAGUCGGACUGGGAUGGGUAAGCGAAGGACGACAGUCCUAAGCUAUCUGUCGUGUAUCGGUUGAACGUCAAUAUACCUGGUAGCCUAAGCCGUCAGGUUGUGACAGAACGGAAGGGGAGGUAAGCUUCUAAGGCGAGAGCCGAAGAAGGGUUUCGUGUUCGACGGUUAAGUCUAGACGAGAGAUCGGUAUUGACUCAAAGACAAACAGUCUAAGAGAAAAGAGGUAUUGACUCAAGGAUAGCGAUCCAAGAGUAUAGCGGGUUCGUGAUCAGACUCAAGAGAGUUAACUCGAGAGAAUAUACAAGUCAAGGUAAAACCCAG